This is a messenger RNA of Rotaria sordida, 579 nucleotides long. The record is from the annotation of a GenBank genome assembly. Lineage: Eukaryota; Metazoa; Rotifera; Eurotatoria; Philodinida; Philodinidae.
CUGGUAUAAGUAAGUAUCAGAUAAGUAUAUGGUAGGAUUUUCUUCAUUUUUGAUUUAUGAUCUUCUUUUUUUCAUUUUGCUUUCAAUUUUAGAUUUAUUUUCAUCUGUGUUUAAUUACUAAAUUUCUUUUUUGUCUGUGUAAUUUGUUUUUAAAUAUUUUUAAGUGUUUAUUUGAAUACUGUUUUAAUUGAUAGCUAUCAUCGAUGUGGAACUAUACGCCAUCUCUCGUUCUAUUUUUUUUCUUUUCCUCUUCAUACAUGUUACCAAUCAGGCGGGGGUGUCGUUCAUCUGAAGAAGUACCCCAAAAUGUUUAGAAUAUUUAAAAGAUCAUACAAAUAAAAAUGAUGCUCAAAAAAUGAUCGUGAAGAAAUAAAAAUAAUUGAACAAUUAUCAAUUAUUAAAACAAUAAGUGCACCAGAAUCUUUAACAAGAAUAGUUGUUGGAUCAAAACAUGAAACAUUAACAGGUACAAGUUAUAAACAUUCAUGUGGUUCAAAUCGUUCACUAUUAAUUGUACCUGAUGAAGAUUCAAAGAGUCGUUUUAUUGAUGAUCGAAAUUUUCAACCAAUGACUCAAUGA